Fraxinus pennsylvanica is the source of this 363-nucleotide messenger RNA. NCBI's taxonomy places the organism in Eukaryota, Viridiplantae, Streptophyta, Magnoliopsida, Lamiales, Oleaceae. The record is from the annotation of a GenBank genome assembly.
AUGUUCCUUCAGGUCUUGAGUGAUCCAGAGAGAAGGCAAACCUAUGAUCAAUAUGGUGAAGAAGGUCUAAAAGACAUGUCACCUCCUUACUCAAAUGAAAGCCAAAGUGGAUUUAAUCCUAGAAAUGGUGAGGGAAUUUUUGCUGAAUUCUUUGGAAGUAGCCCUUUUGGAUUUGGAUUAUCAGGUGCUGCGAGAUCGAUGAGAUUCUCAUCUGAUAGAGGAUGGCCAUAUGGUGGAUUUGGCAUGAAAAGUAACAUCUUUAGAAAUUAUAGCAAUGGAAACGGCGCAAGCAUGCCUAAGAAACAACCACCGGUUGAGAGUAAAUUGCCUUACAGCCUCGAGGAGUUGUAUACUAGAUCCUGA